AUGGUCAUGGCAAUCGAGUUCAAAUAUUAUCGCCGCCUACCCGCCGAAAUCCGUCUUAUGAUUGUUCAUGAAACUUUUGGGUACAACGACGAUACACCAACAAUUGAAGUCAAAUUCCGCCUACAAUUUGCCCAGUACAUAAGACCGUGGGCAGCUCGAAGGCCACACGGUCCCCGUCCUCCUCCUCGAGAGGCCCAUGUUUUGCUUAGUUUCAAUCUUCAACAAGGUGCAUUCGGCGGCAAGCCCGCUUUCGCAGACGCAUACUCAGAAUCCUACCACGAAUAUCACCGCCUCAAUCCCCACCAACUCCGCUUCGGAGCCAGAAAACUAUUCCUCAACUUCGCCCGAGACACAGUUUUCAUGGACGCAUUAACCCUCUACUCCUUCCACCUCUGGUGCAAGCACGACACAGCCAGUAUCCGCGCCCACAGCUCCUGCUUCGAUCAAAUCCGUAAUCUAGAAACCACACUCCACAGCAACAACAUCGCUGGGCUUACAGCAAAUCCCUGGAUGAACGACCAGAAUUUCCUGAGUGGGGUGACGAGUACGAGUACGAGACCGGCAGCGGAUAGACCAGCGCGUUGUGUAGAUAGCAGGAAUAUCGUUUCCGCGAGACUUUGUGCGCAACGGGAUGCGCUGUUGGUGCUGUGGACUAGUGGUAGGCAACAAGAUGUGAUUAUGGAGAGUUUUGGGGGAAACGGGGUUAAUGCGACAACAAUUGGCGAUGUUUUUCCAUUCUUUGCUUGA
Messenger RNA from Cadophora gregata, 747 nucleotides. RefSeq lists its product as uncharacterized. The transcript is spliced from 2 exons. The record is from RefSeq and is a predicted model, not a curated record. NCBI's taxonomy places the organism in Eukaryota, Fungi, Ascomycota, Leotiomycetes, Helotiales, Ploettnerulaceae. Bases 1 to 747 code for a protein of 248 amino acids.